GGUCAGACUCAUUAACAGCUAUUCAUUCAAACAUGUUUAUCUCAUGAAAUCUUAGCACUGAAUAUUUUUCUUGGUGUGAACAGGUCCUAAACCAGGGAACAUAGAACCCUGUAUGCAUUACGUACCAUAUACAUCUGGGGAGCAUAUAGGACCCUGGUAACAGAAAUAACUCUCAAAAAUUCAGCAGGUAAAGAUACUGAUUUUAAAAAUGGAUCUACAAUUAUGGGGUUGUUACAUGACACUAGCUGUUGGACAGUUAGAAAUUAACUACCUCCUACCGUUUUCUGGUCUAAAAGUGUGGUUACUUUGUUAAAACCAGUUUCCUGUCAACCUUCUUUCACUAAGUGUUUAUAAGUGGUAGCUUAGCUGGCAUUUUCAUUUACGAGCUAAAAGGCAGAAGAGGAACGAUACUUGUAAUGGCACGAGAGCUUAAAAGUUGGUCCUUCUGGCGGGCAGUAUUGGCCGAAUUUGUUGGGAUGACCAUUUUUGUUUUUAUUGGUAUAGCCUCUGCCAUCGGAAACAAGCAUAACAGAUAUCCCGACCAAGAGGUUAAAGUAGCUUUAGCUUUUGGUCUGGCGAUUGCCACACUGGCUCAGAGUUUGGGGCAUAUCAGUGGAGCCCACUUGAACCCAGCUAUUACUUUAGGACUUUUGGUUAGCUGUCAGAUCAGUUUCUUCAGGGCCUUCAUGUAUAUCGUUGCACAGAUGUUGGGAGCUGUGUUGGCAAGUGGCAUUAUGUUCAAAGUUAGCCCUGACCCUGACACAACACUUGGACUCAAUAUGCUGGGUAAAGGUGUGACAGCGGGACAGGGAUUUGCAAUUGAGCUUUUUGCAACCUUUCAGCUGGUACUCUGUGUCUUGGCCACAACAGAUAAACAUCGGACUGAUGUCACGGGCUCUGCACCCCUAGCCAUUGGACUAUCAGUUGGUUUAGGGCACCUGGUAGCAAUCAGUUACACUGGGUGUGGCAUCAACCCUGCUCGAUCUUUUGGGCCAGCCGUCAUUCUUGAAGCCUUUAAAAACCACUGGAUAUACUGGAUUGCACCCAUGAUCGGUGGGGUGGCUGCUGCUCUUGUGUAUGACUUCGUGCUCUACCCAAAAAGGGAAGCGUUUGGCAAGCGUAUGAAUGUUCUAAAGGGCACAGCUGAUCCGGAGACCUCGGCGACAGAACCCCUAAUCGAACCCCGAACCCCCAGAUCUGGUUCUGGAGGUCUGGGAGCUGAGUAAACAUGGAUUACAGAACAACCAGACAAACCCCUCUCCUGACAGAUAUAAAUUAAUUGGAUAUUAGGCCUAAUGCCUAAGCGUCUUUAGUGAAAACUCUUACUGUUGAAGAAAUUGAUCUGCAGAUCAGUAUAAUAUUUCGUUUUUAAGUAAUAUUGCAGUGAUGAUUAUAUCAGAAAUGUAUAAUUCUUGAAGUUAGACAUUGCUAUUAUUGGAAUUAUACCUUUUUAUAUAGUAUUCUUUCUUUUUUUUUUUCAAUUUAAAGCCAAUGUAUAUUUCCAAAAAAAAAAAAAAAAAAAACAUAUUGAGUGUUUCCAUUUUUGAUUGAGCUGUUUGCAUGAAGACUGCAUUAAAUGAAAUUUGUGACCAACUUUACUUCUGUAUUUCCACUGCUCUGCUUUUUCAUUGUUUUUCUACUUUUCUAACGUUUAAAUAUUUUAG
Molecule: messenger RNA, 1664 nt
Organism: Megalobrama amblycephala (Wuchang bream)
Lineage: Eukaryota; Metazoa; Chordata; Actinopteri; Cypriniformes; Xenocyprididae
Gene: aqp1a.2
Product: aquaporin 1a (Colton blood group), tandem duplicate 2
Exons: 5
Coding region: 417-1226 (269 amino acids)
Biological process (GO): hyperosmotic response; renal water transport; carbon dioxide transmembrane transport
Cellular component (GO): membrane
Molecular function (GO): carbon dioxide transmembrane transporter activity; ammonium channel activity; water channel activity
Source: RefSeq, a predicted model, not a curated record